AUGCCGUCGACCGUUGCCCAGCAUACGGUCAGUCGGGGCAUCACAUCACGACCCGAACGAUCCUGGUGGGAUAUGCUUGCCAGAAGCACGCACAAGCGAGCAGCUACGGCUCAUAUGCCGGAGGCCAGUCAUAUUCCGACUCGGGGUACUAUAGCAACCAGUCCCGAGAUGGCUCCUACAGUCACCGUCGAUGAAAAGUGUUGUCUUCGACCUAAACCGAAAAGGUGGUCGCCGUCCCGUCGGCCCUCUCAGCUAUCGUUGCUGUUCGUAGGCCACGACCGCAUAAUGUCAACGUCGGCUCCCCCCGCCCUAUAA
Annulohypoxylon truncatum is the source of this 315-nucleotide messenger RNA. RefSeq lists its product as uncharacterized. The transcript is spliced from 2 exons. Lineage: Eukaryota; Fungi; Ascomycota; Sordariomycetes; Xylariales; Hypoxylaceae. Bases 1 to 315 code for a protein of 104 amino acids. The record is from RefSeq and is a predicted model, not a curated record.